Messenger RNA from Vitrella brassicaformis, 8476 nucleotides. NCBI's taxonomy places the organism in Eukaryota, Vitrellaceae. The record is from the annotation of a GenBank genome assembly.
CUACACAGCCAAGCGGGCGAGAGACAACAACAAAGGCGCCACGAUUGAGGGCCACAGAUUCGUGUUGCGCCGAGCUGUCGUUGAGCCCUCAACGAACAUCGAAAGAUCCGAGUCCUCCACAUCAAAGCUUUCUACAGUCCUGUUGGCGUCCACAAACGUCACAAGCCCCGCAGCCUCGUCGUUGAUAAGAGUAUACAGCAUCCACUCAUACUGGAUCCCGCCACCGGCCUCACUGUCAACUAUUUGGCUUCCGUCGGUACCAGAGCCGCUCCCCGGUCCUCCAGGAUCGGCAAGAGCCGACGCACCGUCAGUCGAAUUGUUGUCUGGCGUCUCUUCUGCUGUUGGUAAGAUCGUUGGGCUGCUCGAGCCAUCCGAAGGCCGCGGCUCCUCUGGCUCACUUUCAGGGUUGAAGACAUCAACAGACAGAACGUAUGAAUCGGGAAGAAGCCCGGAGCCUGCAGAAGACAGCAAAGGAAGAAAGAAAGCUCGUGUGUCUCCUGUGUCGUGCGACUUACAUACCAUUUGGGAGCCUGAUGACCAAGCUGUUCUUGCCGUCUCUCGUGCAGAGCGUGCCAGGGGGCGGAAAGAUGGAAGGCAGCACGAGGUGGUCGGCGAUUGACACAUUGGCAGAGCCCCCAGCUCCGCCUUCCAGCCCAUAGCCCCUAUCGAACUGGUCAGCGAUCUCCAGAAGCUCCGCCUCGCUCUGGUUGAGAGAAAUAAUCCCUGGCACAUCGGCCAAAGGCUGCGGCGCUGCAGUGCUCGUGUUGACUUGUGCAGCCCCCCGUAGAGUGUCGUUUGCCUCCGUCCCAUUGGUGCCAUUUAGGCUUAGUGGAAUUAACGUAGGAACAGCUGUGGUGCUUGUGGUGGUGGUGGUCGGCGCUGGUGUCGUAGUCGUGGUGGAGGUGGUUGUGGUGGUGGUAGUCAUCUUGUCAGCCGCCGCGGUCGUACUGACGCCAGUGCUGGAGUUGCCCAGCAACAUCUGAGUGAGAGAAGGGGCAGGGGUGCUCGUCAUAUUCUCAACUGAAGCAAGACAGAAUUCAUCCUGUUCCUGAGGAUCUUCUUUCCCGUGUGUACUUUACUUUGGUAAGUCUCCGCAUCAGAUGCGAUCCUCAGCUCGAAAUCGGGGCAAAUCCCGUCAGAGAACUCAUAGCCGGUCGGCGCGCGCAAGAGAAUCUCGUUGAAUGCAUCGGCCUGCCGAGAAACACGGCGCAAGGUAGCUUGGUCAACGGAUAAAAGGCAAGGCUCUCUCUUUCGUCAGCACCUUAUUGAGGAUCGUGGAUGUUUGAAAUGAAACGUCAAUGCGCUGCCUCUGGCCCCUGUACGGCAGCGUGGGAGUGACCUUGGCCGGCAGGAGGCCUGUGAUGUCGAAGCCAGGGUAAUAGGUUGUCAGAUCGAUGAUAUAUCCUAGCGGGCUCUCCAGAUACAAACUCCAGUCGUUGGGAAUGGGGGUGAAGCGGGGGUUGGUCACUUUGAAUGUGAUCGAGAUCGCUGUGUUCGGCUCCUUGGGGUCCUGGGUGUCGAUCGUGAAAACGAUGUGGUUCUUUGUAGACGGGUCAGUCACACACGUCGUCGUGGGAGCCAGCCCCACCACCGAGAAGCCUCCACAGCCGAAGGUGAAUCCAACGGGGCCUUUGACGAGGAUCUUAGAGCCGCCAGGGAUGAACUUGAUCGAUCGCAUUGAGAGAACUACGUUGGUUGCUGAGGCAGAGGUGGUGUCCAGGGGGUCGAUGUGUACGUACUCGAUCAUCUACGUAGGCGACAGAACACGCGACAAGAGAAUGAAUGACUGGCCUGUCUCGUGUGCGAUCAUGCGACUGACUAAUGCAUUGACUGACCUUUAGGUUGAAUCCCUGCACUUCUGUAUCCAGAUGCAGCACCACGUCGUUUUCGACAGUGAUAAAGCGCCAGGAGCAGCCCUGGGCCUCGCAGGCUGCGUCUGGGUCCGCGUCUGCGUUCCUGAGGCCCACUUGGAAGGCAUAAUUCACUUUAUACUCGAGACCACCAUCAAGACGGAUGGCAAAGUAAUAAUGCGGAGUGUCAUCAUAAUCGACACUUCGCACCUCACAAGUCGUCCCUGAUGGCAGAGGUUGAUAAUUGGAGAUGUCCAAGGGCAGCUCGUCAGCCACUCUAUUGCUCCCGCCAUCCUCGGGCGGUUUCAUGGCUUCCACAUAGCUCAGUUGAAAUACUUCUCCCCCACAGAGCUCCAGCGGAACGAAGCCUGAGAGGAGGGGUGGGUAUAUCAUCAGGUAGCUGCCUGUGUUGCUUCCCGCGGUGAGGUGGUUGAAGGGCAAGUCAGAGCCAAGGCUGAAGUAUACGCCCAGAAUGUUGUCAACGCUUGGGCUGAAGAAGGAUGCUAUCACUCCGGCAGCACCGAAGCGGCCGAAGAUCUUGUACCCCUGCACAUCAUAAUUGCAGCCCACGUUGGUCUCAUUGUGUUUUGUCUGGAAGGUCCAGAUGUUCUGCGACGGGCUGGGCGAUGUCCUCGGAUUCGCAACGACAACUGCAAAGGUCAGGUUAACUUGGCUUGGGAUAACAGGCCCGCCAGCAUCGGUGGUGAUCCGGAAGACGUUGAGGGACCGCAGGAAGAUGGUGUUGGGGGGAAAGUUUGAGCCGAAGAAGGGCUGGAAGUUGGGGUUGGGCAGAUUGUCGAUGAGUUCCAUCGGACACGUAAUGACGAUAGAUGCCGGCGGCCGCAGCUCUGUGUCUAGUCGAAAGGUGACUGACACGGGAUUCUCUCGCACGAAGACCUCAGCGCUUUCCGGCUCUAUUCUGUCGACGUAGAGCACCCCCUGCAUCUUGAAGGUCUCCACAUCCUUCUGAUGAAUGAUGGUACGGGCGUUGUCGCUGCUUCGUGUCUUGAAAUGCCACACCAGGUCUACACAUGCAGAUAAUAUGCAUACGAAAGCGACCAGCGAACCAAGCCUUCCAUCUUCAGUGCUCACUCGUCGUAGCUGGAACUGGAAAAAGAGGCAAUGGUACGAUAGCGAAGUAGCCAUCCGAAUUGUAGCCCGUCACCGAAGCAGCGACCACCGCGCCAGCAGGGAUCUCCGCAGCCUCCGUCUCCUUCAACGUGAUCUCCAACAGGCCGCCAUAGGACGUGCACGUGGCGUACUCUUCGUGUAGCUUGUACUGCGAAGCCAAUAUCGCACUGAAGAGGCUGCUCUCUGCUGCUCCGCUCUCCGUUCCGUUGAGCACUCCUGACGCAUGAAUGUCCAGCAAUGUGCAGUUAAUUGGUUCAUCUUGGGGUGGCCUCGGCCUGGGGUAGCCAGCACGGGGCGGGAUGACGGACAGUGGAUCUAUAUACAGCCAUCAUGUGACAAGCAUAAGAGCAUGUCUCUCUCACUUAGCACCGGUUUCUUGGUCGAGCUCAUCCGUCGGCUCGAGUCGCGGGCCGAAGUAGAAGUCGCUCACAAAUGCCUGGUAGGUGAGGAGGCCUCCAGGAGGGAUGGAACGGACGGAGCGAAAACUGAACACGAAUUGGGUGAAUAGACCGGCACCUGGAGCAAACCCAGCCAGAAAGAGUAAUGACUGAGUUCAAAUCAUGCCGAAUAAGCAUGCUUGUACACACCUGGAUUGGACGAGUAGACGAGCGUGUCAUCCAGCUGUUGCAGACAGCCAGUCAAGUCAAUGCCUUCGUUGCCCCUUUCUUGGUGUGUCUCGCUGUCUUGCUCACCUCUGGUAUGAUCUCGAACCCCAUCUUGGCAGAGAUCUCUUGACCAGCGAGCGUCUGGGCCUCUAUCCGCCACCAAUUGAGCUGAGGUGUCACCUGGGCAUUUCGCGCCAUCACGACAAACUGAAACUUGACUCCCGCGGGCAUGGGCGCUUCCGCAUCCCGAUAGACGAGCAGCAGCUCCCUCGAUGACACGACCUCGCACGUUACUUUCCGUGGCAAGGGCAGCACUUCGUCGUCCUGAAGCAUGUCGCUCGUCUCGAGCAGCCAUUCGGCAGAGUAUGUCGGCCCAUCACGGUCGAACCCUGGGCAUUCGGCCGGGACGACAGACUCCCACACGAAUCCUUCGGGAGCGGCGAUACUGAUGGAGUUGAGAUUAUAGAGAUUGGCGGAGAGGGCGAAGGUUAGGCGGAUGGGCUUCAGUGCCAAGCCGAUGAGGGAAACGGGCGUCAGCGAAAAAUAAUCCAAGCGAGGGACCAAAGAAAACCCGGGCACCUUCACGCGAGACACAGAAGAGACAUACACGAGUGCGUCCCCCACUUACUUCCCUCUCUCUUACCUCCAUGUUUGAAUCGAUGAUGUUGCCUCUGUCGUCUGUGCUUUCAAUUGACCACAGAUUGUCUUGGUCGUCGGCAACCAUGGACGAGGGGUUCUCCACGACGAGACGCAGACAGUACUUCCCCGGUGUUAACCCCUGGUCGAUCGUGAUAUCAACUCUGUUGUCGCCAUCGCCGGAGCAAUUGCUGCCUUCCGGCAGGCACUCUUCAGCAGCGCCGAUACACGAGUCGAAGUGCGCGCAUGUCGUAGCGAACCUGAAGGACUGUGGCGCGAUGACAAUGAUCGACCCCUGAGGAGGCAGCUCAGAAGUGGUUGUCAAGCAGAUGUCGACUGGAUUCGCUGACACUUGGGCGUCCCUCGAUACGCUGGGGUUGUAUGGGCUCAGAGUCACGUCCUGCACGACCUGUAUGAGGAAGCCGGGCACCUUGGUGUUGCCCUCUUGCGGUUUUCCCGUCUCGUCGUUGGCGAUGAAGCUCCAGUCAUUUGGCGAUGGCAUGAACGAGGGGUUGGCCACGGUGACGUAGACGACGUGGGUGAGGUCACUUCUCGCUGUCCACUGCUCGCCAAUCGUCAGUGUGACCUUGUUGAAGUAGCCGGCACACGAGCUGAGAGCCGGGAAGCGGUUAUCACGUGACACCCAAGAGGGCCCUCCUGCUGUAAAAGCGCCUCCUCCAUCCUUGCAUUCCCGCUCAAAGUGAAAACCUUGAGGUGCCGUGAUGGCAAGUGUAGAACCUAUCUGAACCGACACAACAACAAGGUGAAGGCAUUACAAAGGCUAUCAUCGAGUGCAUUUUACUUACAGUGAAGUUGCGGGUGAUCUGGAUCUGGAAUGAGACACGGUUGGCUUGGGUGCUGACUCUGCGGUCUUCGUACUGCGGAUAGCUGGCAUACUGGGCCACAGGGAACUUCUUGAUGACGUAGAAGCCAUCAGCGACGCCGCUCUCCACACUGUUGAUCAAAAUGAGCUUGGACGAUGUGUAUUGAAGCUCCUCACGGAGCCCGGUCUCAAUGUACCUAGCGAGACACGAAUAAUAUGUACCUGUUUCUUACCGAGGCGUCUCCUCUGCGUCACCUUACCAGUCGAAGGAUUCCCUAUCAAGCUGAUGCACCUGCGCGUUGAUGACGCCCACAGCAAACACAUAAAGGCGGUCCUUGUCGAUGGAAGGCAGGACGGAGUUCGCUGUGCUGCCAGCCUGGGCGAAGAACUUUAUCAUUAGGCGCCUUGGAUCGCCGCCGUGGACUCGGACGUCCUCGCAUAGAUACGGCUCUGACAGAGGGCUGGCACCCUCGACGUUUGCGAAGUAGGUGUUGAGGACAGGACAGACAAACGUGAAACCUUCUGGUGCCUAGGGACAAGACAGCAGACAGCCAGAUUGAUGUGAGACGUACGUGUGCGAGCAAGACUCUUUCCAUGGUAUGUGUGUACCACAACAUUGAUGAUGGCCUGCUGGAGCAGCUCGCCUGUGUUGGCGAUGACUGAGGUCACUUGUUGCGUUGUCCUCAGCCGUAUCUCGACGAUAUUGGAGAAGCUUUGCUCCUCAAUGAUGCUGGGGAUGACCUGCACGUCUUCCAGCCGCUGAAUCCGAAAGCCCUCAAUGCCAAGCUCGUCGAGCUUGUCGACGCCAUUGCUGCGAGUCGAGAGGAUCCUCCACACGUUGGGAAACGGUGUCUCGGCAGGUAUCUGGAUGUUUGUGCGGAAGCCAUAAAGGCGGUUGACCUGUGCACAUUGCAUGACCGAUGCCUCAGAGUGGUCCACAUCCUCUCUGUGUGUCCGUCUUACCUCCAGAUUCUCUGCUGGCCUGAAUGCGACCUUCCAACCAGCAAAUGGGUCCACGACAGGCACACUCAGGACGGUGAAUGGCUGCGCUGACAUUCCGACACUGUCGGAUGACUCAAAGUACUCGUUGGGCUUCCAAUCAAAGCCGAACGGAGCCCAUAUCUCAAUGGAAUCGCUCGCUCUUAAUUCAGUCCCCACACUGAAGCGAAUUGUCAUCUGAUCGAGACAACACAAGAGUGGACCGAUGAGAGCAAAUAGUGAUGAGACAUGAAUUUCAAUAAUGUUUGUGCUCACGCUGAUGGUGCCUUCGGCCCGGCUGUCGGGAACAACUUCGAAGCUCUUGAAUCGUGACGGCCAUACAUUGUAGCCGUCAUACACGUUCGUCUGCCGAACAAUCCCGUCAGGCCGCUGCGUCGAUAUCUGGAGUCACACCAGAGGGAGUUUAAUGAAGUGCUUCUCGCUCGCAAAAGGCGAGCAGGUGGCCUACCAUCCAAAUGUUGUGCUUGCUCUCGUAUCCGCCGUUGUCCAUCGGGUUCAUCACGUCGAUCUUGAAUCUGUACAGCACACCCACCUGCAGCGCAUUCGACUGGUGAAAUACAAGCAGCAGAUAGCGAUCGUUCUCCGCCACACACUCGCACUCGGGCAGUGUGACUCUGUCAAAGCCGGGACACCUUCGGGGAAAACUCCAUGACGGCGGCGCACGCACCAUCACGCGGGAUCGGUCAAGUACGCUGACCGUCUCUGUGGCCAUGAAUUGCACCGUCAGCUGCGUCUGGUCGCCGGCAAGAAACGAGGCGGGAGAGAAUAUCACAGAGCUCAGGGCUCCGUACACAGCAAAGCCGCGCAGGUCUGCAACGCAACGAAUGUGACUAAAGCAGGGACCGGAACGGCUGUGUCGCUCUUUUUGUCGAUCAUGUACGUGUCUCACUUGUGGCAGAUGAUAUUUGGGUCGGCCGCGCUGCAUCGGUCGAGUCGGUGAUGGCCACACUCCACGCAACAGCAGACGUGGGCACCGACGGAGUGGUGACCCAGAAACGGACAUAGUAGACGGUGUCUUUGAAAAAAGUGGCAUCGAACACCUGAGAAAGAUAAACACCUCAGCCCGUGCAGCAAGCCACGUGUGCAUGAAUGUGUGGCUUUUCUACCUGCAGCGAGACUUUGUUGCCGACCGGCGAUGACGACUCUGUGUAGAGCGUCCAGCUGCCAGAGAGAGCGGGUUGCCCCUCCACAUUCUCAGGCAUCCUGUCGGGGGCAAUCUUGUAGGCCGCGGGGGGAAUGAUGUCGAUCGUUGUCGUGCCCUCCCUGCGUGGGUAGGCAGUCUGGCCAGGGCGCAGUGCGAAGGUCACUUGCUGCGUCAACGAGGUCCUCUCAGCCAGCCAGUCGGUCAAACCACCACGUGGACCGCCUGGCGGCGUUCCCUGCACCAUCAAUGGCUCGACGAAAGAGAUCGUAUAGAGUCCCCCCGCCUUGUUCUCCGAUGUGAUGAUCCAUUUCGCAUUGACGGCUUCUGUGGGAUUCUGGAAGCCUUCCAACAGGAUGGUGCCGGUCGUCGCGGCGCCAACUGAGCCCCAGCCUGUGCUGCCGAACUUGACGCGAAAAGUGUUGGCGCAUGUCGUGCACGGCACUGGCAGCCCCACUGUCUGCACAAGCGCCCGGCUGACCCCGGCUAAAGGGGCCUGGUUGGCGUCGAGGAUCUGGCAUUUUGGGGUAGAUGGAGGUGUGAGGGGCUCUUCCUCGGCCUCACCGAAGUCCCAGAUAUCGGGAGGGAAGGCGAUAACGUCGAUAGUGUCAUCCUGUGUGAACCGCCCGUAGACCUGUAUGGUGAUGUUGAGCUUGUUGCUCGCCCCAGGGGUGGUCGUGAGGUCUGCGUCGCGGACAAUUUGCAUGGAGAGCACCCUGGCCGAUGCGGGAGACGGCUGAAUGACAGUAAUGCCGCCGCCACUCGGCAGCAGGGACAGAUCGGCGGUGGCAUCGAUGGGCACCUGCCCGCCAUAGAGAAUGGACAGCUCUGCAUGCGGCUGAGAUCCGGCAGUGCCCAGCGAUGUCAGGAUGGUCAGCGUGUAGGUGGUGACUGUAGCCAGCGGCGCCUCCAGAUAUAGAGUGACCUCUGUCUCGGUGAAGUCGCACACCGCAGGAGUGGGGAAACCGAAUUCUGCGCUGCUGCUGGACGCCGCCAAGAGCCCCUCACACUGAUAUCGGCUUGGGAAUAUGGCGUUGACAAGCUCGAUGAAGACGGUCAGAUAUUCGGGCAGGCCGGGGACGCCAGCGAGCACCUCGACGUCGGGGUGGGGGAGAGAGUACAGCUGGCUGGACGACGUCGUGAACUCGUAGAUGACGGGCGCCGUGCCGUUUGCCUCCUUGAGCGAUGAGUAGGUCCUGCCGCCAAUGGUGUUCCACCCCAGCUGGCCGUGAGACAAGAUGAACUCACCAACGGUAAUAACGAGAGAGGAUGUCAGCCACGCAAGCCUCAU